AUGAAUGAUGGAUACUCACCAGACGAACGACAUUGUGAAUCGUUCUAUAAGCAUACCACCAAACGUGACGAUAGUGGUAGAUAUAUUGUUCGCCUACCGAAACAGCCCGACUUUGAUGCAAAGCUCGGCCUUUCUAGACCUCAGGCCAUUCGUCGUUUUGAGCUUCUCGAGCGGAGAUUGGAACGAGAUCCAGCACUUCGAGAAGCGUACCAAGACUUUAUGAAGGAGUACUUAGCACUGGGUCACAUGUCUCCUAUAAGCACUGAUUGUGAUGAUACAGCUGCUUAUUAUUUACCACACCAUCCAGUUUUUAAAGCGUCAAGUACCACCACAAAGGUCAGAGUAGUUUUUGAUGGCUCGGCUAAAACGUCAACUGGCUUUUCGCUGAAUGAAACUCUGCGGGUUGGACCCAUAGUUCAGGAUGAACUCAUCGAUAUUAUUUUGCGUUUCCGCACCUAUAAGAUUGCUGUCGUAGCUGAUAUCGCCAAAAUGUAUCGACAAAUUGUGCUGCAUCCGGAUGAUCGACGAUUGGUUCGCAUUUUCUUCCGUUUCUCACCGCAAUCGCCGAUUGAAUUGUACGAGCUGAAUACUGUGACAUAUGGUUUGUCUCCAUCAUCGUUCUUGGCCACUCGUACAUUGCUGCAGCUUGCGGAAGAUGAAGGUGCUGACUUUCCACUAGCUUCACCCGCACUGAGACACAAUUUUUAUGUAGACGACUUCAUUGGCGGAGCUAACAGCGUGAGUGAAGCUCGCGAGCUUCGUCAGCAACUUUCCGAGUUACUCUCCAAGGGCGGAUUUGAACUCCGGAAGUGGACAUCCAACUGUUUAGGCGUACUAAGUGGUUUACCAGCAGAGCAUAUCGGUACACAGUCAUCACUGCAGUUUGUGCCGAACGAGACUGUGAAGGCACUUGGUAUCGCAUGGAAGCCCGAACUAGAUGUUUUGUGCUUUGAGUCGACUGCAAUAAUGGAAACCGCCAACCUCACCAUGCGAUCCAUAUUGUCAAACAUUGCUCGAAUGUUUGAUCCACUUGGAUUGAUCGCUCCAGUCAUCAUACGCGCGAAAUUGCUAAUGCAGGAGUUGUGGCUGCAGAAAAUCGGAUGGGACGAUCCGGUCCCUGUACACAUCUGUAACAAAUGGAAAUCGGUUACUGACGAUUGGAAGGAUUUGGAAAGCUUCAAAAGCGAACGGUAUGUGCUCUUACCUAACUCUAAAAUACAGUUCCAUACAUUUGCAGACGCGUCAGAAGUUGCUUAUGGUGCCUGCAUUUAUGCGCGCUGUGAGGACCAGCAGGGACGAGUACGAGUCAGCCUGCUCGCGUCGAAAUCGCGUGUAGCUCCACUAAAACGAGUUACAUUACCAAGAUUGGAGCUCUGCGCGGCCGUGUUAGGAGCACAUCUUCAUCAUCGUGUUAGACGCGCUAUGGGAAUCGACACAACCGAAUCGUUUUUCUGGUCGGAUUCGACGGUAACGCUAAACUGGAUAGCGUCUCCACCCAACACCUGGAAAACAUUCGUGGCGAAUCGUGUUGCUGAGAUCCAGAACUAUUCGCACCCUCGUCAAUGGAAACACAUUCCCGGUUCAUCGAAUCCCGCCGAUCUGGUGUCUCGAGGGAUGUCAGCAGCUGAAAUGCUAAAAGGAUCGAUUUGGAGCUGUGGUCCUGAAUGGUUGGCGCUAUCCCCCUCCAAAUGGCCAAUGUCAAAUCCAUCACUGACUGCUGAAACGGAUAUGGAAAUUCGUCAGACACGUACACUACAGUCAUCACAAGUUACCUCAGCAGCAUUACCGAUCACCCCUGAGGCUAUAGAAGCAGCUAAAAUCGUGCUUUGUAAACUGGCACAAGAGCACGAGUUUUCAUCAGAGAUCCAACUGCUGAAAAAGGGAGAAAUGGUACGAAAACAAUCACCUCUACGGCGAUUGAAUCCGUUUCUCGACAACGAUGGAAUAUUACGAGUAGGAGGCCGCUUGAAACUUGCACAGCUACCGUACCAGUUCAAGCAUCCCAUCCUGCUUCCCAAAAACCAUCAGCUGGCUCAUCUCAUCGCGGUGCACAUACAUGAGAAGCUGAUGCAUGGCGGGGGAAGACUACUACUUUCCCGGAUACGUGAGGAAUAUUGGCCACUCGAUGGACGUCGGCUAGUAAAAAACGUAGUGAGGAAUUGCUUUCGUUGCAUUCGUCAGGAUCCGCAGCUGACACAACAACAAACUGGUCAACUCCCGUAUGAACGCAUCACCCCGAGCCGGCCGUUUUCCAUAACUGGAGUGGAUUAUGCCGGCCCGCUGUAUCUGAAACCCGCACACAAGAGAGCCGCUGCCGCUAAAUGCUACUUGUGUGUGUUUGUGUGUUUUUCAACGAAGGCAGUGCAUUUGGAGCUGGUGGGCGAUCUCUCCACGGCAGGCUUCUUGGCCGCAUUACAUCGCUUCACAUCCCGGCGAGGAUUACCAUCGGACAUAUACUCCGAUAACGGAAAAAACUUUGAAGGUGCGGCACACGAACUUAAUGAAUUGUUUGAUAUGUUACAGAACGAACAGCACCAAAACGUCAUCGCAUCCAACUGUUCGGACAGGGGCAUAACUUGGCACUUUACCCCACCUAAGGCCCCACAUUUUGGUGGAUUGUGGGAAGCAGCGGUUAAGACGGCCAAACGACAUCUCUACAGGCAGUUAGGCAGUUCGAGGCUGUCUUACGAGGGAUACAGCACCAUUCUGCAGCAAAUAGAAGCGGCAAUGAACUCGCGUCCUUUGUUGCCAAUGACGGAUGACCCCAAUGAUUUGGCAGCGCUUACGCCGGCGCACUUCCUGAUCGGUUCUUCUAUGCAUGCUGUCCCGGUUCCCGACUACACACGACUGAAACCAUACACGUUAGACGAAUUGCAGAGCUGGCAAUUGCUUGUGCAACGCUUUUGGAAGCAUUGGACAACCGAAUAUCUGCAGGAAAUGCAGAAGGAUAAUAAGGUAGUGAAUCGUAGCGAAAUAGUACCUGGCAGACUGGUCAUCCUUGCGGACGAUUCGCUCCCUAUCACCCGAUGGCCACUUGCUCGCAUCAUCGAUGUACACCCAGGAGAAGAUCAGCUUACGCGUGUAGUGAAGUUGAAAACGGCAAAAGGAAUAGUUACGCGUCCAGUAGCUAAAAUUUGCUUGUUGCCUGUUGCGAAGCCUUCCGAUUAG
This is a messenger RNA of Anopheles merus, 3168 nucleotides long. RefSeq lists its product as uncharacterized. Bases 1 to 3168 code for a protein of 1055 amino acids. Gene Ontology annotation, biological process: DNA integration. The record is from RefSeq and is a predicted model, not a curated record. Gene Ontology annotation, molecular function: nucleic acid binding. Lineage: Eukaryota; Metazoa; Arthropoda; Insecta; Diptera; Culicidae. The transcript has 2 exons.